Messenger RNA from Neltuma alba, 919 nucleotides. RefSeq names its product GATA transcription factor 19-like. The record is from RefSeq and is a predicted model, not a curated record. The coding region runs from base 82 to 798 and encodes 238 amino acids. Lineage: Eukaryota; Viridiplantae; Streptophyta; Magnoliopsida; Fabales; Fabaceae. Gene Ontology annotation, biological process: regulation of DNA-templated transcription. The transcript is spliced from 2 exons. Gene Ontology annotation, molecular function: zinc ion binding; sequence-specific DNA binding.
UGAAUCUCGAGUGACGAGGGGUGUUGGCUGAAGCAGAGAGCGAGAGUCAUAUAUCGAAGAAGCAUUAAGAAGCUAAGAGCCAUGUCUGGUUGCGGCGGCUACGAGGGGCACGUGAUGGGAGCGUGCGCAUGUGGCAUGUAUCACAGCCAAGCCAAUCCCUUCCCAAUGCUAUACACCGACCAAAAUUCCUAUGCCUAUGACUACGACGAAUCCGACAUGUAUUCUUCCCUCACGCCCUCCUCCUCUUCCGUCGACUGCACGCUCUCCCUCGGCACCCCUUCCACCCGCUUGACUCCAGACGAAGAAGGGCGCCGCAGCCGCAACGAACGACGUCGCUCCGUCUCCAACAUGUGCUGGGAUUUAUUACAGUCCAAUCAAUCCCACAGUGGCAGGUCCAGCAGAGGCGGCUCUUCCUCCUCCAAUGAUCCCCUUCUCGCUCGUCGCUGCGCCAACUGCGACACCACUUCCACUCCCCUCUGGAGAAAUGGCCCCAGAGGUCCAAAGUCGCUAUGCAAUGCCUGUGGGAUCAGAUACAAGAAAGAAGAGAGGAGAGCCAGCGCCGCCGCAGCCGCCGCCACGGCUUCGGCGUCGGGCGGAGUUAUGGAGCCUCAGGCGAUGUACGGACACCAAGACAAUUACUGGUAUGCGCAGUCGUACUCAGAGGGCCACAGAAUGCCGUACUACUCACCGGGAAUGGAGGAAGACGGCAAUGGAGAAUCCGACAACGGCAUGCCUUUUCUCUCUUGGAGACUAAACGUAACAGACAGGCCGAGCCUCGUCCAUGACUUCACAGGAUAAACAUUUGAAUGUGAAUGAUAACAGGAGCGACAUUUUCAUUUAUAAUUGAUACUGGAAACUAGAAAUGACAGGAGGGUCUAGCUGGUUACUAGUUGGACGGUCAAGAUCACGCGGGUCUAUG